UUCGACAAGUCAGUAAAUGUGUUAAAGAUAAAAAUGACCUAACACCGAUAUUUUUUACCUAAAGAAGAAUAUUUAUUAAUGUCAGCGUUAUCUAGCAGAUAAGGUAAACGAAAGACACAGUUCGUUCUUCGUGGACACGUUGUGUUGAAAUCUGCUGGGACUAAAGUUUCAAGAGGGUCUAAGCAAUGGCCACCAGUAAAAACGGUAACUUCAAAACGCAAGCAAUCAUCUGAGCAAAAUCGUACUACAAAGUCAAUGUCAAAAGUGAAACCCAUCGUUCCUCCAAACUUUGUGGAGAAUUUAUUUAAGCAGACAAGAUUUUCGAAGAAAGAAAUCGUUGGAUUAUGCAAACUAUUUAAAAAACUCGUCGCUAUUUAUGGCGCCGAAUCGACGUCUUCGGUAGCGGCAAUGAGCUCGGUUGUUUUAAUAACGAUCCCAACGCAGGGUUUCGACCGGUUAAUGUUCAGAGAAUUCCUGCAAAUCGAAUUCGGAAUCGCAACCGAGGAGAUUUUGACAGACCGUAUAUUUUGUUUUUUCGAUCAACGUAAUGACGGCGUCAUACACGAAGACGAAUGGAUAACUGGGUUGUCGGUGCUGUUGAAAGGCACACAGGACGAACGCAUCAAAUACACGUUCACCAUAUAUGACCUAAACAACGACGGAUUUAUAACGAAAGAAGAGAUUUUCAGUCUGUUAAGGAACUGUUUGGUCAAACAUCCGCAAGACGAGGAUCCGGACGAAGGAGUACGAGAACUUGUCGACAUCGUAUUGCGCAAAAUGGAUUGUGACAAAGACUCAAAACUUUCUUUUGAAGAUUUUUCUACAUCUGUCAACAAACAAUCGUUAUUGCUAGAAGCGUUUGGGCAAUGUUUACCAUCAAGAGAAAUGUCUGAGAUCUUUGUAAACUCUAUUAACAAUAUGCAGUAAAAUAUUUGAUAUGAUUUCAACAGCUAACAAGAAUAAUGUAAUUAUUUGGAAAUUUUGUUUGACCACAUCUUAUUAUUAUCAGUCAUUUUUUUAGA
Molecule: messenger RNA, 1022 nt
Organism: Diuraphis noxia (Russian wheat aphid)
Lineage: Eukaryota; Metazoa; Arthropoda; Insecta; Hemiptera; Aphididae
Product: calaxin
Molecular function (GO): calcium ion binding
Source: RefSeq, a predicted model, not a curated record